AUGGUACCUCCCCACAAUCCUUCCUCCAAACAGCUCAAUGCAAGUAGGCGAGAACUGUCAGAGGCUACCCGUUGGAUGAUCAUUGGUGCCAGACAAUGUGGUGUCACAGUCCGACAUAUUUCCGAAGUUUUUGGUGUUCCAAAAAGCACUGUUCACAACACCUGGACUAGGUUCAACUCCAUCGGCAGUGUCCAACCCCAACGUGUAGGGAGGCCCAGGAAGACUACUGAGCGUGAUGAUAGAUGUCUUUAUCUAUCUACCCAGUGGGAUCCAAGUCUCUCCUAUAAGGAGCUUCGUCAACAAUUUGGCCUAAAUAUCUCGGUUAGCACCAUCAAGCGGAGACUCAACAAAUUCGGAAUUCACAAGUAUAUUAAAGCCAAAAGACCCCUCUUAACACCAUUUCAGGCUCGGGUACGACUGCUAUGGUGUAUUCACCAUCGAGAUUGGACGGUCGCGCAUUGGCGACGCGUAAUUUGGAGCGACGAAUGCAGUGUUGAGAGACAGUCAAAUCCGUUAGUUGAGUGGGUGUUGCGAAGUGCAAAGGAAAGAUGGCUACGGGAAUGUGUCAAGGGGGUGGCAAAGUCUGGAACAGUGAAAAAGAUGAUAUGGGGGUGUUUUGCAGGUGGUCUCAAAGGCACGUGUGGAGGUAUGAGGGUGGACAUGGGGGAGAGUAUGACGGCAGAAGUCUAUAUCAGAACAUUGGACUUCUACCUAUUGGAUUUUGUACAGGAACUACGGGAAAGAGGCAUAGAUCCAAUCUUUAUGCAAGAUAAUGCUAGAGUUCAUACGGCCAGAAUUACUAAGGACUGGUUGUUGGAGAAAAAUGUUGAAAUUCUAGAAGGCUGGCCCCCAUACUCACCAUAUCUCAACCCUAUCGAGUAUGUAUGGGUACAGCUAAAGACACUCUAUCACAAACACUACCAACACCUAGCAGAUGAUACCCGAGGCCCAGAGGUUCUAAGACCUCUAAUGGAAGAUGCUUUAAUUCACUGUUGGGAGUUAAUACCUGAGAGAUUGUUUGAGGCCUUGGUAGAAGGGAUGCCAAGAAGGAUUGAAGCUGUAAUCCGGGCAAGAGGGUGGUAUACAAAGUACUAG
Morchella sextelata is the source of this 1095-nucleotide messenger RNA. RefSeq lists its product as uncharacterized. The record is from RefSeq and is a predicted model, not a curated record. Gene Ontology annotation, biological process: DNA integration; DNA transposition. The transcript has a single exon. Gene Ontology annotation, molecular function: DNA binding. The coding region runs from base 1 to 1095 and encodes 364 amino acids. NCBI's taxonomy places the organism in Eukaryota, Fungi, Ascomycota, Pezizomycetes, Pezizales, Morchellaceae.